CUCCCUAUCUCUCCUAUAUAAUUCUCCUCUUCUCUGCCUCUUGGUUCAAGGAAGCUUAGAAAAGCUAUCCUUAUUAAGGAUAAAUGAUGAGUUUCUGUAAGAAGACGGUACACUCAUUACUCUCUCUCUCUCAAUCCACAAGCACAAGCGAUUACCCAUCCCACCACCACCACCAUUGCCGGCAUAUUCCUUCCAUCUCUGGUUGCUUUUGUUUGAUUGCCGGAGACACCCCAAAAAACCCCAAUGUAGUUGUACUAGAGUCGGCCACAAUUAAGCCCACUUCCACCCCUGUCGCCUGCAAGAAAGAUUCAACCACUUUUGUCAGCAAUGGAUCGUGCACAGAGAGCUUAGGGUUCGAGAGCUCUGAUUAUUUAAUGGAGGAGUCGUUGAAGGAAGAGGAAUUGUGGUGGUCUAAAUCAACGUCUGUACGAUCCAGGUGGAAGACGACCGUGGAGAAGAUUAGGACGCAGGAAACCAAUUUCCCUCCUCCCCUGCCUUCUUUAAACCAGAACGGCCAGCCCAGCUUCUAUCUCAAGCCGCUGCGGAGGAACGGGAGGCUGGAACUCACUGAGGUUAGGAUCGAACGUCCUGAUAUCUUCAAGGCCUCCCGUCAGGAUGGUAGAUUGAGGUUGCAACUCGUCAAAUCAGAACCACAGCAUCCCUCUCCACCAUAUCAGGACUGUGACCAAUUGGAGGAACAAGAGCCAUUGCCACUUUCUUCUCCUCCUCCUCCUCCUCCUCCUCCUCCUCAUCAUCAUCAUCAUCAUCAGCAAGAAAAGGAAGAAGAAAUUAUUGGAAAACAAGGCGAAGAUGAAAUCAGUGAAGAGGAAGAAGAAGAAGAAGGGAGGAGACUGAGGCAGUGGAACUUGGAGGGAAUCAGGUGGCGGUGUCAGGAAAUGAAUAAUCACAGGCCUCACCACCACCUCCUAUAUGGUGCCACUAUUGUGUAACACUCACUGAAGAUCUCCAUCUGAUCAACCAACUUUGGAAAAGAGAGUGGGACAGCUUCUCUCCCCUGCUCUUGUAAAGACUCUUAAGGGACUUAAUAGAACUCAUCCUUAAAAGUUAGUCAAGUCCUAUUAGUUUUUAAGGAUGAGUUUUACCCAAAUCCCACCAAUGAUGGCAGGUGUGUCAAUGAUGGAUUUGAGUUGCCUAUAUUUGAGAUAAGAAAGAUAACCACGGGGCUCUCUUCUCUUUGGAAGCUCACAGUUCUGCAAGAAAAGGAAAGUGGGCAUAGCGUAGAAGGAGUUUACAGUUGAAGAGUGCUCAUUGGCUACACAUCAUUAGCUACUCAUGAGUCAAUGACUUCAUAUGAUUGAGAACCCCUAGAAACCCCAUCAGUUCCUAAUUCCAAAUUCCCAAUGUACUCUUUUGGGAGUGACAAGUCAGAAAGCUGGGUCCCGAAACAUGGGUUGCAAGCAUUGCAGUUGUUGCCUAGGCCCAUUUUGUGCUACACUGAGAAUGAAACAUUGCUCUUCACCAAAAAAAAAUGAAACAUUGUUUACGUUAUAGAGUAGGUUUUUGUACUGUAGGAGGCAAAAAUGGUAUUAUAUAUCAUAAAUGAAAAUAAUAUAUAAUAUUUACACUC
Messenger RNA from Macadamia integrifolia, 1588 nucleotides. Its product is annotated as protein FANTASTIC FOUR 1-like. The transcript has a single exon. The coding region runs from base 84 to 950 and encodes 288 amino acids. NCBI's taxonomy places the organism in Eukaryota, Viridiplantae, Streptophyta, Magnoliopsida, Proteales, Proteaceae. The record is from RefSeq and is a predicted model, not a curated record.